AUGGAGCAGGCCGCCGGCGAGGAAGCGAGGGUAGGAGGAAAGCUGCCUAAACUCACGAUCAUGGAGGAGAUUAUGCUUUUGGCUGUUAAAGACAAACAGGGCUACCUGUCGUUCUGGAACGACAAUAUCUCGUAUGCGCUACGUGGCUGUAUCUUGAUUGAGCUUGCCCUCCGAAGGCGGAUAGCGUUGGUCAGGGAUCCCAAUCGUCGACGGGUGACGCCAGGCGAACGAAUCGUGGAAGUGAUUGAUGAUCGACAAACGGGGGAGACGAUUUUGGAUGAGGCGCUGCGGUUGAUGAAGGGCCAGCAGGACAUCGAAAAGCUAAGCGUGAACACUUGGAUCGAUCUCAUGAGCGGCGAAACAUGGAACGUAAUGAAAGUCGGCUUCCAGCUCAAACAAGUCCGCGAACGUCUUCUCAAAGGUCUAGUCGACAAAGGGAUCCUACGCACCGAAAAACGUAAUUUCCUACUCUUCGAUAUGGCGACGCACCCACUGGCGGACGUGCGCGCCAAAGAGAGCGUGAUCAAUCGGGUGGUGGCCUUGUUGACGAGUACGACGAGUGCGAUUCCGCCUGUGGCUAUUAACAUUCCGCCUGCCGACUCGCGUGGCGGCUUGGGUGAUGGUUCCAGUUCAGGAGGGCUAGGAGGGGGAGGAGGAGCAGAAAAGGAAAAAGAUACCGUCCAGUGCAGGGUGACGCGUACGGUGUGUAUGGUGUGUGCUGCGUACGCGGGGAGUGUCCUUGAUAAUGCGUUUGGGAGGCUUGGAUAUGAGGAUAGGGAAGCUGCGUUUGGACGGUGUGAUGAUAUUUUGAGUGAGUUUUGUGUGUGGCCGUUUGGUGUGCAGGAAGGGAGUGGGAGUGGGAGCGGUGGGUUUGGCUCCUCGACCCCCUCCUCCGCCUCUGCAGCCUCCCGCCGCGCCUCGCUCGCCAACCGGAUCGCGACGGGUGGCUCGAACGACCCGUACGGUCGGGAGAGUGUGCUUGGGUUGGUGGCGGAGGCGAGGAAGGAGGCAAAGGGAGGGGAGGAUGAUUUAGGGUUUGAGCUUGUUGCUGGGGUGUUGGAGGUUUUGGGGCGGUUGGAUUCGUUGCUUUAG
This is a messenger RNA of Coprinopsis cinerea okayama7#130, 1092 nucleotides long. RefSeq names its product golgi phosphoprotein 3 domain-containing protein. Lineage: Eukaryota; Fungi; Basidiomycota; Agaricomycetes; Agaricales; Psathyrellaceae. Gene Ontology annotation, biological process: retrograde vesicle-mediated transport, Golgi to endoplasmic reticulum; Golgi to plasma membrane protein transport; Golgi vesicle budding. The transcript has 5 exons. The record is from RefSeq and is a predicted model, not a curated record. The coding region runs from base 1 to 1092 and encodes 363 amino acids. Gene Ontology annotation, molecular function: phosphatidylinositol-4-phosphate binding. Gene Ontology annotation, cellular component: Golgi cisterna; trans-Golgi network; cytosol.